AUGGCGGAGGCGCUGCGCGACGCGCGGACGCAUUCCGCGACGGGGAUGACGCUGGAGGAGCUGGCGAAGGCGCUGGAGGAGGCGAACGCCGCGAACGCGGCGUCGGAGGUGGCUUUGCAACGCGCGAAGCGAAAUCUGGAGACGGAGCAUCGGAAGGGCGUCGAGGCGGCGGCGAAGUUGCUGAGGCGCGUUCGUUCGUUGUGUUACCACACUGGUCCCCACGACCGCGUCGGCGUUGUGAACGUCGUUCCUUGA
Molecule: messenger RNA, 255 nt
Organism: Micromonas pusilla CCMP1545
Lineage: Eukaryota; Viridiplantae; Chlorophyta; Mamiellophyceae; Mamiellales; Mamiellaceae
Exons: 1
Coding region: 1-255 (84 amino acids)
Source: RefSeq, a predicted model, not a curated record